CAUCAGUAGGCGUGCGGGCACGCUAGGGACUGCUCGGUUGCUCGUGGUCCGCGUUCUGUUAUAAUAAUUAAAUGUGUAUCAUAUUUUAGUUUGUGGACUAUGUAAACAAAAAAACGUGAUACUGUGGCCCAAACACACUUGUUCAUUACCAAAAUGGGUCGUGCGGAUGCAUAAGAAAUAAGACGUUAUCUCUGUGUGUUUAUAAAAUCAUUUGAGGUUAUGUGUAGUGAUCAUUUGUUAUGCCGUAAUUUGGUGCCAUUUUUAUUAUGGAAUAACAUUUUUCCAACAUGUUCGGUGCGCUGAAAAGACGUUUUCGGAAAAGAGCGGAUAGCAUCGGAUCGUCGGAUUUGGCACCGACGCCUUGUCCGGGGCUCGGGGAAUCAUUUGCGAACGAUACCGCCGAGCCUCGUGAACUCUGCGAACCAGCGCCGCCUUACUCCAGAAUGUUGCAAGUGCAGGCCGGACGCAUCGAACUGGUCAACUCGCAGAGUCGAGCUCGCCAUGCGGACACGGCCGCGAUGGAGGCUCGCAUCAGGGAACUGGAGGAAUCCCUGAGGGCGCUCCAGCAGCUCCUGAAUUCGGAGGUGGCCGCUUCGAAACGCAAUCAAAAUGACAAAAAUUUGGAAGAUAAACUCUUGCAUAUGCAGCGCGUGGCGCGCGAACAAGAGCGUGCUUCGCAGCAGCUCAGUCGGGAGCACAGGGCGACCGCUGCGGCACAAGAAGCGGCAAUUUCGAGACUUCGCGGAGAAAACCGGCUGCUGCGAAUACAGGCGCGGCAAUACGAACGGUGUCUCGAUGAAGUCGGCAGAAGGGUCGUGGCAACGCUUCUCGAACAGAAGUCGCUGCGCGAAGAAGUAUCUGCCCUAAAAGCCCGCUCAAGUGACCUGGAACGCCGCAACUGCGCCCUCGCCGCAAUGCUGGCUCCUGGUUUCGCGAGUAGCAGUACCAGUGGCGGCAAUAUUAGCGGCAGCAGCACCAGCACGGCAACCACAGGCAUCAACGGAUGUUUGUCUAAUGGUGGACCAGCGGGCGAACAUCAACUUCGCCAGCAGCAGUUGUCGUUGCUGCGCGCUUUGCAGCUGGCUGUGACUGCUUCACAAGAUAGUGCCGCGUCAGGUUCGCCACGAGAUGAGGGUUAUAGCACUAUGUCUUCCGAGGCGUUCUGUGCCUGCACUUCCACGAAAGCUCCAGGUGAAUUAGAGGAUCUAAUUGAAGAACCUGAGACACAAGCGCCGUCCACGUUUAUCAAAAGUCUGCCGGGAUAUCAUUCCAGCAAUCUCUGCAGCACUUUACCUUUACACACAAGAGUAUGGAGUAAAUCUGAUUCGAAUUUAAAUCGCGCAAACUUUGAUCCACACCAUCAUCUCAAUGAAUUGAAAGAUCGUGUUGAGUUUGGCACUGCUUCAUGGUCAGUUGAAGAUUUAGGGGCCGGAUUAGAGGAAGAUUGUAGCGAAAUGUUAUGGAAUCAAGCAAGUUUUCUUCAUAGAGGCAUGUCCAAACAAAAUUGCGAUGCUAGUUUGCCACAUCUGGCUUCUGAUGACACGCUGUUUGAUCAGUUCAGUAAUAAUUUUUCAAGAUUGUCUUUAAACACGCAAUCUAAUCUGCCGAGCGGAUUGAGUACUUCAAACUCGAGUCUGCAUUCGGAAGUAGCUGCGCUUGGACGCGAUUUUUCAAAAGACUUUUACACACUGGUGCGAGUUGCAAGUGAAAAGAGCUUCAGUGAAGAAAUUAGAUUUGAGCAGUGUUUAAAGAGUCCAGAUUGUGAAACGAAUUCAGACAGCAGCAGUUCAAGUGAAGCUGAUGGUGGUUUAUUGCAGGAAGUACUAAGCGCUUGUGGUGCUUUGGGUCGGCAUGGUAAGACUGGCUGGGUUGCUGUGAGAGCUGAUUUAGACCCAAAGACAAGAGAGAGUCUUAUUGAAUGCGAGCACAGUUCUUCUGAUUCCGAAUUUGAAAUACUGAAUCCUGCCUAAUGUUUACUUCAACACCAAGGUGAUUUAUCAUGCCUUCCACAAUGUAAAUAAUUUAAAAUAUAGAC
Messenger RNA from Ctenocephalides felis (cat flea), 2035 nucleotides. RefSeq lists its product as uncharacterized. Bases 288 to 1970 code for a protein of 560 amino acids. The record is from RefSeq and is a predicted model, not a curated record. The transcript has 9 exons. NCBI's taxonomy places the organism in Eukaryota, Metazoa, Arthropoda, Insecta, Siphonaptera, Pulicidae.